Messenger RNA from Suillus clintonianus, 1833 nucleotides. RefSeq lists its product as uncharacterized. Gene Ontology annotation, biological process: DNA-templated transcription; regulation of DNA-templated transcription. The record is from RefSeq and is a predicted model, not a curated record. Gene Ontology annotation, cellular component: nucleus. The transcript has 7 exons. The coding region runs from base 1 to 1833 and encodes 610 amino acids. Gene Ontology annotation, molecular function: DNA-binding transcription factor activity, RNA polymerase II-specific; zinc ion binding; DNA binding. NCBI's taxonomy places the organism in Eukaryota, Fungi, Basidiomycota, Agaricomycetes, Boletales, Suillaceae.
AUGACUACAUCUGGUUCAAGUAGAACAUCAAGUCAACCACUAGGAGGCCUCCAACGCGGAAAGGCGUGCAUUGCGUGCAGACGUCGAAAAGUGAGGUGCGAUGGUGCCCGACCGGUGUGUGGUCAAUGCAUCCGUGGUAACAGGCCCGACGACUGUGAAUACACGGAUGCCCAUGGUCGGUCCCGAACACACAUGCUAGAAGAAGAACUUGCACGCCUUCGGGCUCGAGUAGAAGAACUCGAACAUCCUGAGCAGACUACGCCCACAGUUGCACUCCACCAUCCUUACUCAUUGCCCGACGUCCCGCAAGGCUCCUCUUCCUCACUUGGUUUCCAACCUUUCCAUAUCCCUGCGCCAGUUUCAUCUGCAUCAAGUCCUGGAGCGUCGUCGAGCUCUAGUGGUAAAAUUACUUGGGGUGAUAUUAGCCCGAGCAGCUGGUGGGCUCAAGAAGAGCCUCCGAGCCACCUUGUACUGGAAUCUUUGACCAAGAUCUUGCCUUGUGCGGAUGAACUUGGCUUUUUCCUACAUAUACCGCGCGUACGCGCCUCACUUAUGACUACCGCUUCCCGUGGUAUCCCUAUUGCAUUGCAAAACGCCAUUAUUCUAUUAUGUCUCCACAUUACGGAAACGACGCAGACCGCCUUCGAGUCGACGUUGCUAUCGACAUCUUUGCGUCAACUAGUUGACAUCAUUCCUUCUUGCGGCACAAGCACUCGAGAUUUGCUGCACGUCCUACAAACAGAAGUCUUGCUUACAUAUUACUUAUUCCGAGUCGGACGGACAGUCGAGGCGAGGUACCAUUUAGGCGCGGCGGCCAACCUUGUUCUGGCAUUCCGACUUUAUUCUUCUUCUCCUUCUGAAGGAGAACCAAAUACACCUGCAGAUAUGCAAUUUAUGCCCUUCGAUAUAUUCAGGACUACCCUUCCAAAUCCGGUAGACGAUGUUGAGCAGACAGAAGUCAUACAUGCAUUCUGGAACAUCUUCACUCGAGACAAGAGUAUGUCCGCCGUUUUGGGCCUUCCGCCUAGCAUCGGUAGAUCUAUUCGGGUAACCGUCCCUUGGCCUGGACGAAUGCAGUUAUCCGAUCAAGAUAUCCGCCUCGUGGACCACAGGCAAGGAACCACACCUCAAGUAGACACCGUACAACAGUUCCUUGACGGAUUGAGUAGAAAUGGAGAUUCCGACUCAGCGCUUGCCUUUCACGCAAAAGCAGCUGUGCUUCUUGACAAGGCGAACGAUCUAUUUGAGCAAUACACGUCAGAUUCACGAGUCAAAGAAACACGGUCAUUCCAAACGCAAUUUACAUUACUCGACGCACUCAUACAACACCUUCAAUUAUCUAUUUCGUCCAGUCUGUCCUUGACAACUGAGGCGUCACCAUCGUCCUCGCAAUCGAGUCUCACACCUCCGUCAUCUCAUUUUGUUUCUCGUCGUUCAGUUCACAUACAGUCCCUUCUAUCCCUCGCUACCAUCCGCUUGCACAGCCCCUUCCGUGAAUCCUAUGCCUCAUCUAAUGCCAAGAUCAUCACCGCAGCCAUGCUCAUAGCGCGUGCCCUGCAAUGCGUGAACAUAGAUACAUUGCAAUCUUUUGAUCCUGCCUUUAUAAUAUGGAUCAACGCUUCCUUCGUUAUACACGCGGAAAUCACACGUUUGCGCGCCUUAACAGCAGACUGGACAACUCAGCUCCCCGUGCGUCGCGAAGAAGAACUUGUCCAGGCCCUAAGGACCAUAUUAGGCGUAUUGAAAGACAUUGCGGACCAUUGUCCUGUGCUCAUACUGCGGAAAAAGCUAGAAACAGUAAUACCCCUUCUUGAGUACCUCGGUGCUCAGUAA